Ilex paraguariensis (yerba mate) is the source of this 1137-nucleotide messenger RNA. The record is from the annotation of a GenBank genome assembly. NCBI's taxonomy places the organism in Eukaryota, Viridiplantae, Streptophyta, Magnoliopsida, Aquifoliales, Aquifoliaceae.
AUGGAACAGUCUACGAACAUCAGCGAUAGCACAUUGGAAGGCUUAGAUCAGGCCAUCCUUAGGUUAAAAACAGAAAGGAAAGUUCGGUUUCAGAAGUUGAAGGAUAUUGUUGCAUCACUGUUUGAUCUCUGGAAUUUAAUGGACUCAACGAAGGAAGAGAGGAGUAACUUUUCGAGGAUUACUUCAAUUCUUAGAUCAUCAGAAUCAGAAAUUGUGGAGUCAGGCGCUCUUUCAAUGGAGAUUAUUCAGCAGGUAUCCUCUGAAGUGGAGAGGCUUACUAAACUGAAAGCAAGUAGGAUGAAGGAAUUGGUUAUGAAGAAGAGAUCAGAACUGGAGGAUAUAUGCUGUAAGACCCAUAUCGAACCUGAUCCAAGCACAGCUGCUGAGAAAUCUCAAGCAAUGAUAGACUCUGGUCUUGUUGAUCCUUGUGAACUUUUGGCAAACAUUGAAGCGCAGAUAAGCAAAGCAAAAGAUGAGGCCUUGAGCCGUAAAGAAAUAAUGGAUAGAAUUGAAAGAUGGCUUUCUGCUUGUGAUGAGGAAAAUUGGCUUGAAGAUUACAAUCAAGAUGAGAACCGGUAUACUGCUGGAAGAGGUGCUCACAUAAACCUAAAACGUGCAGAACGAGCUCGAAUGGCUGUCAAUAAGAUUCCAGCUAUUGUUGACAAUUUGGUGAAUAAGACACUAGCUUGGGAAAAUGAGACUAAGAAGUUGUUUCUUUAUGAUGGAGUGCGCUUGGUGUCAAUACUGGAGGAUUACAAAAUAACAAGACAACAGAGAGAAGAGCAGAAGAGGCAAUUUCGGGACCAAAAGAAACUCCACGAUAUGCUGCUUACAGAGAAGGAAGCCAUGUUUGGUUCUAAACCUAGCCCGAGAAGAAGCACUAGCUUUAGGAAGGCAAAUGGGUAUCGUGCAAAUGGAAACGGAUCUGUGACUCCAUCACCCCGCCGGAAUUCUGUUGGCUGUGCAACGCCAGAGCUUCUAACACCCCGAUCCUAUUCAGGGCGUCAAAAUGGGUAUUUCAAGGAAAUGAGAAGGUUGUCUACUGCACCACUGAACUUUGUGGCGAUAACAAAGGAAGAUGUCAUGUCAUUUUCAUCUGUUUGUGGUUCUGAGCCCGAGUCUCCUCCUCAAGCCUGA